Messenger RNA from Exophiala oligosperma, 1346 nucleotides. RefSeq lists its product as uncharacterized. The coding region runs from base 224 to 1219 and encodes 331 amino acids. Gene Ontology annotation, molecular function: enzyme activator activity; mRNA binding. The record is from RefSeq and is a predicted model, not a curated record. The transcript has 2 exons. Gene Ontology annotation, cellular component: P-body. Gene Ontology annotation, biological process: deadenylation-dependent decapping of nuclear-transcribed mRNA; deadenylation-independent decapping of nuclear-transcribed mRNA; positive regulation of catalytic activity. Lineage: Eukaryota; Fungi; Ascomycota; Eurotiomycetes; Chaetothyriales; Herpotrichiellaceae.
CUGCGCCCAUUUUGUAUGGGCCGCCGUCCAGGCAUAUAUAGCAUCCACCCAUAGGUAUGAUUGUCACAACAAUCACAUAUUCUACGCUACAACUCCAGUGCAGGGCAUUCAUUCUACUUGACAUUGAGUCUAUUGUUACACACCGCCCACAGAAGCCUUUGUUACAUUCCACGGCCCCUGCGUGGUCCAGCUUGAAAUACCAGCCCUCUACACAAUUGCAGUCAUGUCAUAUCGACGGUCCGGCACAUCAAGGCGGCAGCAGUCCGUCGACUUUCCUCGCUAUCCUCCAAUUUCUCAGGCGCAGCCCCAACAACUACCUCCCGCGCCUACAUCUACUCCUCUACCUGCACCGAUGCCCCUCCCACCUUCACAGCCUGCCAUACUCGCCUCAGACUACGAGUCAGACAAUCCAGGCUAUCAAUCAGACUACCCUACGGGACCACCGCCUCCCAAUCGUACCAACGAAGAAUUAAAUCUCUCCGUCCUCAAACGCCAUAAUCCCGAAAUCUCCUCCAUCUUAUCUAUCGCACCCUACGCAGUCGUGUACGAAUUCUCACCUAUACCACAGCCCGAAUGGACAAAGACAGGGGUGGAAGGCUCUUUGUUCAUUUGUGAACUUGUACCUGGAAAAUAUGGAGAAGACAGAUAUUCAGCCAUCGUCCUCAACCGGAGAGGUCUGGACAAUUUUGAGGCGGAACUGAGAGAAGGUGAAAACGCGGGUGUUGAAAUAACAGGCGAAUAUGUGAUUAUCAGUUUCAAGGAAGGCCAUGAGCAGAAGAUCUACGGCGUCUACAUAUUCCACGAAGCAGGUUCUUCCACAGAAAACGCGCAACAAUUGAACGGCGAGCUAAUGAAGUCACUUGCGGAUCACGCUGGUCUCAGCAAACAAGCCGCCGAGGCCGCGGCAUCUGCUGCCGUCGCGCAGCAUACAGACGGACAUAUACAGCAAGCCGAGGAUGCUUUGCAGAAUCAACAAGCCACGGCGACUUAUCCAGGUCAACAAAUCAGCCUACAUCAGCUGUUCGGUCAACAGCGAGCGUCUGAUGCGGCGUGGAGCGUAAGAGCACACAAUCUUGACAGCAAUCAGCAACCGCCCUCGCAACCACCUGCCAAUGUCAAUGGUCAGCAGAAUUACAACUACCACAAUUCACAACCCGUACCUCAGAAUCCUGACGUGCUAGGAGACCUCUUUAGAAGAGCAGGUCUCGCCGCAAAAUAGGUAAUAUGGAACGAGGGUUCUGUCAACACAGCUGUAACUUCCCUGGCAUAUUUGGAAUCUUGAAGCAUGCAACCAGAAGGUAUUCUCAGACCAUAGUCUUCAUCAAAGCUUCAGCUUUUCGGGUUUA